GAGGGCGACGCGGAGGGCGAGCCGGAGGGCGAGGCGGCCAAGCCGGAGGGCGAGCCGGAGGGGGAGCCGCAGAAGAGCGACAAGCCGAAGGACCUCCGCAUCCUGCGCGACCCGGAGGACAAGGACCCGCGGGGCAGGCGCACCGACAGGAGGGACGGCGCCGACCGGGACCGCGACGACGAGCGAGGGUCGGGCGGCAGAGGCGGCGGCGACACGGGCGGCGGGCCUGCGAAGGGCGGCAGCGAGCAAGGCAGGCUGUACCUGGGGCGCCUGGCGUUCGAGGCCGACGAGGAGGACCUCCGGCAGAAGUUCCAGCGCUUCGGUGAGAUCGCCAAGGCCCAGGUCGUUAAGGACGAGACGGAUAAGUCCAAGACCCAUGGCUACGUGACGUUCGCCAACCCCGACCACGCCCAGAAGGCCCUCAGGGAAAUGGACGGCUGCGAGAUCCGAGGCCGCGCGGUUGCCAUCGAGCUCGCGGGCGCCGUCGGCGGCACAGGCGGCAAUGGCAGGGACGACCGCCGGCGCGACGACCGCCGCGAGGGCGGGCGGGACCGCGACCAGGACCGCGGAGGGCACGGCGGCGACCGCGCAGGGGCGACCACCACGAUGAUCGUGAGCGCGAGCGCGACCGCGGCGGCCACACCGACAGGGCCAACGGCCGGGGCCGCAACAACCGCCGCCACGACGACGCUCGUGGCCGGGACGGUCGCGAGCCUCGCGACGAGCGGCGCGAGGAGCGCCGGGGCCGUGACGGCCGCGAGCCUGGGCGAGGCGGGGGAGGCCGCGAGGACAGGCGCGACGACCGCCGCGGGCGCGGCGGCGGCGGCCGCCGCCACGCCGCCCGGGGCGACUCGCGGGAUGACUCGCCGCCGGGCGCGCGGGAGAACGGCCACAAGCGGAGGCGCAGGGAGGACCGUGAACAGCCGCGUGCGGAGCGCUCUGGGUCGCGGCAGGCGGGCGUGCCGGCGAAGG
This is a messenger RNA of Prorocentrum cordatum, 972 nucleotides long. The record is from the annotation of a GenBank genome assembly. NCBI's taxonomy places the organism in Eukaryota, Dinophyceae, Prorocentrales, Prorocentraceae.